Messenger RNA from Sorghum bicolor (sorghum), 1229 nucleotides. RefSeq names its product putative exosome complex component rrp40. NCBI's taxonomy places the organism in Eukaryota, Viridiplantae, Streptophyta, Magnoliopsida, Poales, Poaceae. Bases 131 to 850 code for a protein of 239 amino acids. Gene Ontology annotation, cellular component: cytoplasmic exosome (RNase complex); nuclear exosome (RNase complex). The transcript has 10 exons. Gene Ontology annotation, molecular function: RNA binding. Gene Ontology annotation, biological process: poly(A)-dependent snoRNA 3'-end processing; CUT catabolic process; TRAMP-dependent tRNA surveillance pathway. The record is from RefSeq and is a predicted model, not a curated record.
UAACCGUACACACAAGGCGAGCUCUAUAGCCAGGAGCCCAGGACGCCGGACCGGGACCGCCGCCGCGAACCGCCGUCCGACUCGCUCCGCACCUCCGGUCCUCCAAACCGGCGCUCCUACCCUCGCUGCAAUGGAGUCGAGGAAGCCGGCGCCCUCUCCUCUCGUCGACAACUACGUGGUACCCGGUGACGUCGUCCUGGACCUCUCCGAGAUGAACAACCAGACCAUUAAGCUCGGCGCAGGCCUGCGUCAGGAGUGUGACACCAUCCAGGCUACCAGUGCUGGGAAGCUGCGGCUGUUGAAACCCAACAAGUAUUGGAUUGAGAACUCCCAGAAGAGGUAUAUACCUUCUGUAGAAGAUACAGUUCUUGGUAUUGUGGUUGACACCAAACCAGAUAACUUUUUGGUAGACAUAAAGGGUCCUAAUUUGGCCUUUCUACCGGUGCUUGCAUUUGAAGGUGGCACAAGGAGAAACAUACCAAAGUUUGAGAUUGGUACGUUAAUAUAUGCUCGAGUGGUGAAAGCAAAUAGUAUCAUGAAUCCCGAGCUCUCAUGCAUGGAUGCUUCUGGGAAAGCUGCUGAAUUUGGUCAGCUGAAAGAUGGUUAUAUGUUUGACACAUCAACUGGCAUGUCACGAAUGUUGUUAAGUUCGCCAACAUGUCCAGUUCUGGAGGCCCUUGGGAAAAAACUGUCAUUUGAGAUUGCUGUUGGACUCAAUGGUCGAGUCUGGGUGAAUGCUCCUGCAGCAAGUACUGUCAUUCUUGUAUCAAAUGCAAUUAUGAGGUCAGAAUCUUUGAGUGGCAUAAAACAAAGAGCUAUGGUAGAAAAUCUCUUGGAGAGAUUGUCAUGAUGGCAAUGUGUGCUUAUGCCAUCAAUGUAUUAUGGAGAAUUGCUUUUUAGAUGCCACAGCCGAUUCUGGGAACAGGAAAAAUGGUAAUCCCUAUCAUUCCAACAGGGCAUGCUAAAUGGAUCAAGGAUGUUGCACAUAAAUUAGAUAUGACAAAAAGAGGCUUGUGUUCUUCGAUGUUGUAGACUGAAAUGAUAUAUUGGCUAGUUUUGUAAUGAAAUUUCUGCAAAUGGUCCAUUGUUUGUUGCCUAUGUGAUGAAGGCUUUGUAAGUCAGAUAUCGGCACAAGGUUCCUUGCCGAUCUUGUUGAAAAAAAGCCUCAUGAUGACUCAGUUUCAACAUUUUUCAUAUUCGUUGCAUUCAGAAAUCCACCUUUUUGGUGA